AACUAACUAACUCAGCUCGUGAUAAACUUCGACAUUUUUCAUUUCUGGUUUUUACUAUCGUUCUGCUUAUUUUCUAAAUGUCUUCCGAACAGCAAGCAAAAGACUUGAUCACUCAAGCACAAAAAAAGUUAAACUCGUGGUCUUUCUUUGGGCCUUCAAACAAAUGCGAGGAUGCUGCUGAGCUAUAUGAAAAGGCAGGAAAUAUGUUCAAAUUAGCCCAACAAUGGAAUGCUGCCGGUGAUGCCUUUGUGGAAGCUGCGAAAUUGUUUGAAAAAGGUGGAAGUGCCAAGUUUGAAGGCUCAAGAGCUUAUGAAAAUGCCGCAAAAAGUUACAAAAGAAACAACCCAGCUGCUGCUGUAGCUGCGUUAAGAGAAGCCGUUGUUCUUGACCAGGCAGGAGGAAGUUUUAGAGCAGCUGCUAAACAUUAUCAAGAAAUCGCUGAAUUAUGUGAAUCCACAGAACUAGAUAAACCUCAAGAUGCUUAUGAAGCGUAUGAAAAAGCUGCUGAACUAUACAAUGCUGACGAUUCUCCUGCUUUAUCAAAUAAAUGCCUGCUCAAGGUUGCUCAGAUUGCAGCAGAUUUGGAAAAAUACGAUGUUGCCAUUGAGAAAUACGAGAAGGUUGCCGUGGCCGCUAUUGACGAUCCUUUACUUAAGUGGUCCUUAAAGGACUACUGUUUUAAGGCUGGAUUAUGCCAUUUAUGUACUGGAGAUAUGGUUAAAGCAAGCCAAGCACUCGCCAAUUAUUGUAAUAUGGAUAUGUCUUUUGAAUCAACUCGUGAAUACACAUUAUUGAAGGGUGUUAUAGAUUGUAUUGAUCAAGGUGAUGUUGACCAUUUCACUCAAUUAGUUUACGACUAUGACAAGUUGACAAGAUUAGAUGCUUGGAAGACUGCUGUUUUAUUAAAGAUUAAAAAGUCCAUGGAUUCUGAUGAGUUACGUUAAUUUACAUUUACCUAUUUUGGAGCCUAUAAAAUAACAAUGUCAUGUUACUUCUCUUUCUUUCUCUCUCCCUCCCUCUCUCUCUCUCUCUCUCUCUUUCUCUUUAUUUACCUAUCCUCUUUUCUUUCCCCCUUUUUUUCUUACUCAUUUCUAUUCCAA
Messenger RNA from Mucor mucedo, 1100 nucleotides. Its product is annotated as soluble NSF attachment protein. Gene Ontology annotation, cellular component: vacuolar membrane; SNARE complex. The record is from RefSeq and is a predicted model, not a curated record. Gene Ontology annotation, molecular function: syntaxin binding; soluble NSF attachment protein activity. Gene Ontology annotation, biological process: SNARE complex disassembly; intracellular protein transport. NCBI's taxonomy places the organism in Eukaryota, Fungi, Mucoromycota, Mucoromycetes, Mucorales, Mucoraceae. The transcript has 5 exons. The coding region runs from base 78 to 944 and encodes 288 amino acids.